Messenger RNA from Mesitornis unicolor (brown roatelo), 2099 nucleotides. RefSeq names its product nucleolar transcription factor 1-like. Lineage: Eukaryota; Metazoa; Chordata; Aves; Mesitornithiformes; Mesitornithidae. The record is from RefSeq and is a predicted model, not a curated record.
ACCGCUGGUCUCAGGAGGACAUGCUGACUCUGCUGGAGUGCAUGAAGAAUAACCUGCCCUCCAACGACGGGAGCAAGUUCAAAACCACCGAGUCCCACCUGGACUGGGAGAAAGUGGCUUUCAAGGACUUCUCGGGGGAGAUGUGCAAGAUGAAGUGGAUGGAGAUUUCUAACGAGGUGAGGAAGUUUCGGACCCUCACAGAGCUCAUUAUGGACGCCGAGGAGCACGUGAAGAAUCCUUACAAGGGCAAAAAGCUCAAGAAACACCCCGACUUCCCCAAGAAGCCCCUGACUCCCUAUUUCCGCUUCUUCAUGGAGAAGCGGGCCAAAUACGCCAAGCUUCACCCCGAAAUGAGCAACCUGGAUCUCACCAAGAUCCUGUCCAAGAAAUACAAGGAGCUUCCUGAGAAGAAAAAGAUGAAAUAUAUCCAGGACUUCCAGCGAGAGAAGCAGGAGUUUGAGAGGAACCUGGCGAGGUUCAGGGAAGAUCACCCGGACCUCAUCCAGAACGCCAAGAAAUCCGACGUCCCCGAAAAACCCAAGACCCCCCAGCAGCUGUGGUACAACCACGAGAAGAAGAUCUACUUGAAAGUGCGUCCAGAUGCCACCACGAAGGAGGUGAAAGAGUCGCUGGGCAAGCAGUGGUCUCAACUCUCGGAUAAAAAGAGGCUGAAAUGGAUUCAUAAGGCCCUGGAACAGCGGAAGGAGUACGAGGAGAUCAUGCGGGACUACAUCCAGAAGCACCCCGAGCUGAACAUCAGCGAGGAGGGCAUCACCCGCUCCACGCUCACCAAGGCUGAGCGGCAGCUCAAGGACAAAUUCGACGGCCGACCCACGAAGCCCCCUCCGAAUAGCUACUCCCUCUACUGUGCAGAGCUGAUGGCCAACAUGAAAGACGUGCCCAGCACCGAGCGGAUGGUGCUGUGCAGCCAGCAGUGGAAGCUGCUGUCCCAGAAGGAAAAGGACGCGUACCACAAAAAGUGUGACCAGAAAAAGAAAGACUACGAGAUCGAGCUCCUCCGCUUCCUGGAGAGCCUGCCCGAGGAGGAGCAGCAACGGGUGCUCGGCGAGGAGAAGAUGCUGGGCAGCAAUCGGAAAGGGGCGACGAGUCCCGCAUCCAAAAAGUCCUCACCAGAGACCGGCAAGGCCAGCUCAGAGAAGCCCAAACGACCCAUCUCAGCCAUGUUCAUCUUUUCGGAAGAGAAGCGGAAGCAGCUGCAGGAGGAGCGGCCGGAGCUUUCGGAGAGCGAGCUGACCCGGCUCCUGGCCCGCAUGUGGAACGACCUCUCCGAGAAGAAGAAGGCCAAGUACAAAGCGCGGGAGGCGGCGAUGAAGGCGCAGUCGGAGAAGAAGCACGGCUCAGAUAAAGAGGAGCGUGGGAAGCUGCCCGAGUCCCCCAAAACGGCCGAGGAGAUCUGGCAACAGAGCGUCAUUGGAGACUACCUGGCUCNNNCGCAGAACGACCGGGGGAAAGCGCUGAAGGCCAUGGAGGCCACUUGGAACAACAUGGAGAAGAAGGAGAAGCUGAUGUGGAUCAAGAAAGCGGCGGAGGAUCAGAAGCGAUACGAGAGGGAGCUGAGCGAGAUGCGGGCCCCUCCGUGCUCCACCAACUCCACCAAGAAAAUGAAGUUCCAGGGAGAGCCGAAGAAACCCCCCAUGAACGGUUACCAGAAGUUCUCCCAGGAGCUGCUGUCCAACGGGGAACUGAACCACCUCCCGCUGAAGGAGCGGAUGGGCCGCUGGCAGCGCAUCUCGCAGGGCCAGAAGGACCACUACAAGAAGCUGGCGGAGGAGCAGCAGAAGCAGUACAAGGUGCACCUCGACAUCUGGCUCAAGAGCCUCUCGCCACAGGAGCGCGCUGCCUACAAGGAGCACACUUCCAAUAAACGCAAGAGCAUAGGGAAAAUCCGGGGCCCCAACCCCAAGAUGAAGCCAACAAUGCAGUCCAAGUCGGAGUCAGAGGACGACGACGAGGAAGACGAGGAGGAGGAAGACGACGAUGAAGACGAGGACGACGACGACGACAACGGCGACUCCUCGGAGGAAGGCGGCGACUCCUCGGAGUCCAGCAGCGAGGAGGAGAGCGAGGACGGGGACGAG